CUACUGUAAAUACAACGUCCCCAUGCAAAUAGCUACACCCAGGCCUCUCGGUGCUCCUAUCAAAACAGCACAGGCUGCAAAGUGUUAGUUGCGUGAAGGGUCAAACGGAAGUGCUACUUAUUUCAUACUUGAGUAAAUUUACCUGCCACUCCGCCAACUCUCCAUUGCCUCUUCAACUCUCAACUCUCAACUUUCAACGCUUAGCAUUGCAUUGUUGCUCGCCAACCCGAGUAAUCGGUUCCAGCCCUGCGGUCUACUCGGCUUCACGGUCGGCACCCGCACGUAGUGUAGGCACUCGCAGCAUCGACGUGAGACCAAACAGCCGCAUCUUUUUUGGUAUUUGAUACGGAUACGGAGCACAAGGUGACGGGAGCUUCCUCCAGCGUCGCGCCUAGGAAACUCAACGUGGUUGAAAGAGCUCUUCAGAAACAUCCCCAGUACUGUUACCGGUAAGCUUCACAUUACAUACAGUACACGCCCAUUGUAUGUUGACAGCGGAAGCGACGUCGGCAUCGGCCCCUAUCUCGAGCCACGCGUCGGUGGUGGUGGAGUCGACGGGAAGCUGGAGCUGGAGCUGGAGCUGGAGCUGGAGCUGGAGCUGCUGGGUGUGGAGCAAAGUUUAUUACUCGUAGCUGACUGCAUUUAGGGCACUCCACUGCCUCUCCUCUCCCCUCCCUCAACCCUUCCAUCAUGGCGGCAUAACGUACCCAAAUCCAGCAGCAGCAGCAGUAUCGCUACCGCAUCGCUACUCCGUACCGCACCGCACAGCUGCGCAUUUAGCGACCGCGAAAAUCCUCAAACCGGCGUAGAGUCCAAGGUCGGCCGUAUUGAUUCGAGUGAAACCUUCCUUAGCCUAUUCUGCUGUUUUGGGAGGGUCAAUGCUGCAAGGACUUCUGUUUCUGGCUCUAUCAGAUUUUUACCGGCCACCACUUUUGUUUGGGGAACACCCACCAUUGACCACUACCACCCGAACUGACAGGCAUAGGCACACCAGCGCAACCCAGCGCUCAGUUGCUCUCUAGGUAACUCCUCGCGCACCUGCACCCGCACCUGCACCUGCGCCUCCUGCAGCGAUGGAUUCAAAACCUCCUCCCAUCCCAACUCGCCAUAAAGGACAUGGCCGACGAAAGUCCCUUCAGGGCCCUUCCACUCUUCCCAAUCGCAUCCAUAUCCAGCCCGCAUCCCCCGAAGUCAUCUCAUCUUUAAUCACCUCGCUAUCCAUCAUCUCCUCGCCGGCGAACCAGUUGUUCGAGAACCCUGGCGGGCAGCAAUCUACUGCCGUAUCACCUGCGCCGACAAGUCGCACAUUCGGUGGACACGAUGAGAAUCGGUCAGUGGGUGGGAGUUUUGGUAUAGACUACGGCGCAUAUAACCAACCUUCUUUGCGACAACUGGUACAGCAAGAAUCGCUCGACGAGCUUGCCGCAAGCCCUCCCGUGAUUCGAACAGCGAAACCACCCUCUGGAUUCUCUCCUCUGACGGCACCGCAGUCGCCGCGAUCUUCACGCGACCCCAGUCCGCUGAAGACGUUUUUAAGGGUUAGCUCUCGCCCCUCGUCAAAGGGAUCAACCGGGUCGAGGGAGAGGGAUGAUGCGAGCAGCCUUGGCGGGAUAUCUGUUGAACCAGGCAAAGCACCUCCACCCGUUCCCGAAUUACGGCGCAAGCCAUCAAGUGAUAGUUGGGGAAAGAAACAAUCAAGACAGCGCAAGGGGUUGAUGUAUAUGAGCUCCAAGGAAAGACUGAGGGACAAAGAAAUCGAUCGCCAGAAAGGAAGCAGCGGGACUGCAAGGGAUCCGAAUAUAGACAACCAUCUACCCAUUCCAAGCUUUGAUCCGGAUACUUUUAUGGUAGGGACAGCAAUCGGUGAAGAGCCAGAAGAAUUCCCCACUAAGCCAGCACGUACAAGCCCAAUUGGGGAUAUCUUUGGACCGAACAUCGCCAGCUCUGUUAGUCAGGGUGGAAUAGGAUCGGGUCGAUUUAUACCACCACGAGAUUCAUCCUUACACAAGCCGGCAGCCGCAGGGAAAAAGCGGUCGUCCCAGAGAUCAAGUCGACAGAGUAGCAAACACCGCGGCACUGAGGAUGGGCCAGAAAGAAGUAUAAGGACAGCUGAAUAUUACCACCACAAACGUGAGCGAAGUCGGCGAGACACUCAAUUCUCGCCAACAGAAGGAAAUUCAAAAAUGAUGGAGCCACUGGAAGAUUUUGACAACUCGCAAAUGGCAAGGGCUUCAGCGCGAGCGAGCAAACAAGCGGCUGAAAAUACCAAUGAAGACGAUGUUGACGAAGGAGCCCCAUCCCCAUCUGUAGCCCAAAGACGGUCGCGCGAAAGUCCUGAGAGAUCUGAAAAGAAAGGCGGAAAAGGGCUCCCUGAGACACUUGAUGUUCCUCAUCCAAAGCGCUCCUCAUCACGACUGAAAAGAUUGUCUGCACCUCUAAGCCCCAAGGAAAAGGAGUCGAGCAGCUCGAGCAGCAACCAGAAGAAGAGAGUAUCAUCUCCGGAUCCAGUGAAGCCAACUCCAUUACACGCUGAGGAUAGGCCGAACAGUGCAGAUUCUAUUGACGAUGCAGUUGAAGCAUAUCUUUGCUCGCCCAGAUUGUCACAAAAGAUCCGACAUCCACAGACGGGCCGGACGAUUUCCUUUUCUGAAGUUGGUGAUUCUGAAGGGUUUGCUGUUUUCUGUUGCGUUGGAAUGGGCUUGACAAGAUACAUAACUGCAUUUUAUGAUGAGCUAGCGCUAACUCUCAAACUUCGUUUAAUCACACCGGAUCGGCCUGGGGUAGGUGAUAGCGAGCCAUAUACCGAUGGCACGGCGACUCCUUUAAGUUGGCCAGGUAUGUGAUGCUCUAUACGACAAUCUUUCCCGUGACUAACCUCUUAUAGAUGAUGUAUAUGCUAUUUGUCAAGCAUUGAAAAUUACCAAGUUUUCUAUCCUCGCUCACUCUGCCGGGGCAAUUUAUGCCCUUGCGACCGCCCUUCGUAUGCCUCAACACAUUCGCGGACGAAUUCACCUCCUAGCACCUUGGAUUCCACCUUCUCAAUUGAGCGUGUUAAGUGGCCAAGCAUCAUCGCCUCCUUCAAAUUCUAUCCCGACUUCUCAGCGCAUCCUCCGUGCUCUUCCUACCCCUAUUCUGAAAGCUGCGAAUUCUAGUUUCAUGUCCGCUACAAGUAGCUCAAUUACCAGCAGCCUUCCGAAAACUCCACGUCGUGGAAAACGCAAAUCUACUCCUGCUCGUGAUAGUCAUCUUGCAACUGGCAGGAGGACGGUAACACCUGGUCCUGAGAAGAAUGAAAAGGAUGUCCAUGGCAGAAACUCCACAGUUUAUCCUGAUCCAUCGACCCCGAGUCCGCUGGAACAAGCAUCAAAUGAUCCAAAUGACCCCAAUAAUGAAGCUGCGCUUCUAGCGGCCGCAGCUAUUUCACUAGCAGAUAAGGAACGACAGGUGACCUAUGAUACCAGACUCACUCAUGCUAUCUGGGAGUUGGCUACGUCUGGUGCGAACCCGGCUGUUGAUUUGCUAGUAUGUCUGGAACGGCGACACACUAUCGGAUUUCGAUAUGUUGACAUCACACGAGCUGUAGUCAUACAUCAUGGUAGUAAGGAUACCAGAGUACCCGUCGAGAAUGUCAGAUGGCUCGGCAAGACCAUGAAGAAAUGCGAAGUACGAGUUCUUGAGGGUGAAGGGCAUGGACUUAUGGCAUCUGCGGCAGUCAUGGGUGGUGUUCUCAUGGAGAUCGCGAGGGAGUGGGAGGAUUGGGUCAAGAUCACGGGGGUUGGCAGUCCUAAAACCGAAGGCAUGAGAAGAACCCUUCGAGAGCGUGCCAGUGUUGGAGCUUUUCGAUGACAUGCAUUGCUUUUUAGCAGGCAUUUUAAAUAUGGGAAGUUGCCAUUCUGGAUUUUUCUUGGGCGUUGAAAUGGUCUUGGGAAAAAUGGGCAUUGGAGAAGAUUGUCUCUUUUUUUUUCUUCGUGUGUAUGUUUUUUUGGGGUGCGUCUGGAGUUUGAAUGCGAUGACUUGUAUGAUACUUGUACCUAGCUUACUUUGUAAUACCCCUACGAUUCCACUUAAUGUAAUAUCUCUUGCUUGAAUCGGA
Hymenoscyphus albidus is the source of this 4093-nucleotide messenger RNA. NCBI's taxonomy places the organism in Eukaryota, Fungi, Ascomycota, Leotiomycetes, Helotiales, Helotiaceae. The record is from the annotation of a GenBank genome assembly.